Molecule: messenger RNA, 1744 nt
Organism: Indicator indicator
Lineage: Eukaryota; Metazoa; Chordata; Aves; Piciformes; Indicatoridae
Gene: GPR107
Product: G protein-coupled receptor 107
Exons: 18
Coding region: 1-1686 (561 amino acids)
Biological process (GO): clathrin-dependent endocytosis
Cellular component (GO): clathrin-coated vesicle; membrane; Golgi apparatus
Molecular function (GO): clathrin heavy chain binding
Source: RefSeq, a predicted model, not a curated record
AUGGCUGCCCGCGGCGCUGGGGCUGCGUUGGGCCGGGCCGCGGCCCUGCUGGGGCUGGGGUUGCUGCUGCUCUGGGCGGGCCCGGCUGGCGCCCGCGUCCAUCACCUCACCCUCAAAGAUGAUGUGAGGCAGAAAGUGCACCUCAAUACCUUUGGCUUCUUCAAGAAUGGUUUCAUGAAAGUCAAUGUCAGCAACCUUUCCCUCAAGCCCCCUGUGGGCUCUGAUGACAGCAGCAACUUACUGGUGGGGUUCAGCUUGGAUCGAACAAAGAACGAUGGUUUCUCCACCUACCUGGAUGAAGAAGUAGAUUACUGUAUCCUGAAAAAGAAACCAGAGCAAGAUGCCUCUGUUGUGAUCUUACUUCUGGACUUCAAAACUAAAGUGGUGACUGUGCGGUUCUCUGCCAAAGCUGCUGCUCUCUUACCUACAAUUUCCUUCAUCUCGGAGGGGAACAUCACUGCCUCGAGCACCAAAGCCCUCAGAACCUCGGAGCAGAGCAGUCAGCCUGAGAAAAGUCCUCCCAAGACCAACUCAGAUGCAGACAGGAGAGAUAAGAGGUCCAAGCGAAGCACAACAUCCCCCCAGAGCUUGAUAGAGCAAGAACAUCCUGUUCACAGUGACAGAGGCACCUUUGCAUUCCAGUUCUUCUUUAACAUCAGCUCUGACUCACAAGAAGGUCUGUACAGCCUCUAUUUCCACAAGUGUGCUGGUGGUGAUGGCUCCACGAAGGACCAGAGGCUCUUCAGCCUGGAUAUAGAGAUCACAGAAAAGAACCCUGAAAGCUACCUCUCAGCAGGGGAGAUCCCACUGCCCAAGCUCUACAUCUCCAUGGCUCUCUUCUUCUUCCUCUCUGGGACUCUAUGGAUCCACAUCCUUCGGAAGCGCAGCAAUGAUGUCUUUAAGAUCCACUGGCUGAUGGCAGCUCUGCCCUUCACAAAGUCUCUCUCCUUAGUCUUCCAUGCGAUCGACUACCACUACAUCUCCUCUCAGGGAUUUCCCAUUGAAGGCUGGGCUGUUGUUUAUUACAUCACUCACCUGCUGAAGGGUGCUCUCCUCUUCAUCACCAUCGCCCUCAUUGGCACAGGCUGGGCCUUCAUUAAACACAUCCUGUCAGACAAGGACAAAAAGAUCUUCAUGAUUGUCAUCCCACUUCAGGUGCUGGCCAACGUGGCCUACAUCAUCAUCGAGUCCACAGAGGAGGGCACGACCGAGUAUGGGCUGUGGAAGGAGAUCCUCUUCCUGGUGGACUUGCUGUGCUGUGGAGCCAUCCUCUUUCCAGUGGUAUGGUCAAUCAGACACUUACAGGAGGCUUCAGCAACAGAUGGGAAAGCUGCCAUCAACCUGGCAAAGCUGAAGCUCUUCAGGCAUUACUAUGUCAUGAUCGUGUGUUACAUCUACUUCACACGGAUCAUUGCCAUCCUCAUCAAGAUUGCUGUGCCCUUCCAGUGGAAAUGGCUCUACCAGCUGCUGGAUGAAAUGGCCACCUGGGUGUUCUUCGUCCUCACUGGCUACAAGUUCCGCCCAGCCUGCGACAACCCUUACCUGCAGCUGUCCCAGGAGGAUGAGGAUGACCUGGAGAUGGAAGCUGUGGUGACAACUUCUGGAGUCAUGGAGGGCAUGAAGAAGGUCAAGAAGGUGGUGAAUGGUUCAGCAGAGCCCCAGGGCGAGUGGGAGAGCACAGCGUGACCCCACGGCCCGGGCAGCACUUUCAGACAGACUUUGGUUUUUAAUUUAUUGAUACUCC